AUGAAGCCCGCAGCUCCCACGGGCCGCAAGCAUAUCCGGUUGAGGAUACCCAUAGGUUGGGAUGCCGAGCGAAGGCAUUCUGCCAUGGAGAUGGUGAAAGAGCUGCAAGAUGUGGAGCCACCACCGGAAGAGGAGUCUUGGCAGGCAGACGAGAACCAGGGCGACGAUCAAAAUGAGAGCUGGAACGACGACAAGAAGAGAAAAUGGGAAGACGAAGGGGACCAGAGCUGGGACAACAAGAAGAAGAAGGAUGAUUGGUCCAACGACAAAGGAUCUUGGGGCAAAGAGGAGAAGAACGAUUGGAAUGACAAAAGCUGGGACAAGGGCUCAGGCGGAGGAGGAGGAGGUUGGGACAAGGACAAGAAGAACGACUGGGACAACAAGGCGAACUCCUGGGACAACGGAAACUCAGGUAAAAAGAAAUGGGACUCGAACCAGAGUGAUGACAAGUGGUCCAAAGAUUCCGGCGGAUGGAAUGAUAACAAGAAACAGGAUUGGAAAAGCGGUGGCAAAGAUGAUUGGAAAAGUGGAGGAAAAGACGAUUGGAAAAAUGGAGGAAAGGACGAUUGGAAGAAUGGUGGAAAGGACGAUUGGAAAAGCGGAGGAAAGGACGACUGGAAAAGUGGAGGCAAGGACGAUUGGAAGAGCGGAGGGAAGGACGAUUGGAAGAACAACCAGGCACGUGGCAGCAAAGACGAUUGGGGUGGCCAGCAGAAACAGGAAUGGGGGAAGAAGGACAGCUGGGACAAGAAAGACGACUGGGGCGGCGGAGGCCAAAAGCAGCAGGACUGGAAGAAGGACCAGUGGGACCAGGGUGGCAACCAGAACCAGUCCUGGCAGAAGAAGCAGGACUGGAACCAGGGUGACUCCUCGGGUGGCGGCCAGUGGGGGAGCAAUGACCAGAAGAGCUGGGGUGGUGGAGGCGGCAACAAGAAGCAGACGUGGCAGUCGCCUGCGCAGUCCCAGGAUUCUUGGGGAG
Messenger RNA from Symbiodinium sp. CCMP2456, 979 nucleotides. Lineage: Eukaryota; Dinophyceae; Suessiales; Symbiodiniaceae. The record is from the annotation of a GenBank genome assembly.